UCCUGUCACUGGCUUAUAUGGACAAGUCGGCCCACUGUGUCACGUGACGUUGGGCUGCUAAAAACAGCUCGGGCUCCACUCUGAACGAGGGCCUGAAACAAUGUCCUCCACCAAGAGAAACAUAAAGGACACUUGAUCAUACAGUCCUUGGAAUUAUUUCCAGGAAACACUUGCCGAGGCCAUUCGGAGCACCCUUUCCCUGGCAGGGCACUCAGGGACGGCCAGGAGAUGAGUGCAUCUCUGAAUUACAAGUCUUUUUCCAAAGAGCAACAGACCAUGGAUAACUUGGAGAAGCAACUUAUCUGUCCCAUCUGCCUGGAGAUGUUCACGAAGCCCGUGGUCAUUCUCCCCUGUCAGCACAACCUGUGCCGGAAGUGUGCCAGCGACAUUUUCCAGGCCUCUAACCCGUAUUUGCCGACAAGAGGAGGUACCACGGUGGCAUCAGGGGGCCGAUUCCGAUGCCCCUCCUGUAGACACGAAGUGGUUCUGGACAGACACGGGGUCUAUGGACUUCAGAGGAACCUGCUGGUAGAAAACAUCAUCGACAUCUACAAGCAGGAGUCCACCAGGCCAGAAAAGAAGUCUGACCAGCCCAUGUGCGAAGAACAUGAAGAGGAGCGCAUCAACAUCUACUGUCUGAACUGUGAAGUGCCCACCUGCUCCCUCUGCAAGGUGUUUGGUGCACACAAAGAUUGCCAGGUGGCACCCCUCACUCAUGUGUUCCAGAGGCAGAAGUCAGAGCUCAGUGAUGGCAUCGCUGUUCUUGUGGGGAGCAAUGACCGAAUCCAAGGGGUGAUCAGCCAGCUGGAGGACACCUGUAAAACCAUUGAGGAAUGCUGCAGAAAACAGAAGCAGGACCUUUGUGAGAAAUUUGAUUACCUGUAUGGCAUCCUGGAGGAGAGGAAGAAUGAAAUGACCCAGGCCAUCACCCGAACYCAAGAGGAGAAACUGGAACAUGUCCGAGCUCUGAUCAAAAAAUAUUCCGAUCAUUUGGAGAACGUAUCAAAGUUGGUCGAGUCAGGAAUCCAGUUCAUGGAUGAGCCAGAAAUGGCAGUGUUUCUGCAGAAUGCCAAAACCCUGUUACAAAAAAUCUCAGAAGCAUCAAAGGCAUUUCAGAUGGAGAAAAUAGAACAUGGUUAUGAGAACAUGAGCCACUUCACAGUCAACCUCCAUAGAGAAGAAAAAAUAAUACGUGAGAUUGAUUUCUACAGAGAAGAUGAAGACGAGGAAGAAGGAGGGGGAGAAGGAGAAGAAGAAGAAGGAGAGGAAGCAGUAGAAGUGGAAGAGGUGGAAAAUAUUCAAAUAGAGUCAUCAGGAGAAGAUGAAAGUCCUGCAAAAGCCUCGGAGACCUCUCAGCUGGUCUCAGAGCUCCAGGCUGGCCCCGGAGCACUUCCAGUUUCCUCUUCAGAGCCACCUCCAACCCUGCCACCUGCUGUGGAUGCCCCAGUGACACAGGGGGAGGUUGUGCCCACUGGCUCUCAGCAGACCACAGAGUCUGAAACUCCAGUUCCUGCAGYAGCGGAAACUGCGGAUCCCUUGUUUUACCCUAGUUGGUAUAAAGGCCAAACCCGGAAAGCCACCACCAACCCACCUUGCACCCCAGGGAGCGAAAGUCGGGGGCACAUAGGGCCUCCAAGUUCUGAGGAGUCAAAUGUACAGAAGGCAGAAGUGACAGAAGCCGUAGCCAAUGAGAGGGCAGCAGUGAGUGGUAAGGAAACUAGUUCACCUGCAGCUACUUCUCAGAUUGGAUUUGAGGCCUCUCCCCUCCAGGGACAGGCUGCAGCUUCAGAGAGUGGGAGUGGAGCUGAUUCUGAGCCAGCUCGCCAUGUCUUCUCCUUCUCCUGGUUGAACUCCCUGAAUGAAUGAUGUUCAUUCCAACUGCUGCACUUCUGUCUGCCUGAAUGAGAUGCACACAGGCAGCAGGGAACCUAGAUGAAAUUAACAUGAUACAGAUGAUGAAUGGGACCUCUCGACAGGAUUUUUAAAAGAAAGAAAAAAAAACCACUUUAAUUCCAGAUGACUUAUCUAACACAUUGAAGAAAAAAAUACUUUCAGAAAAUAGAUGCAGAAAGCACUGGAGAAAAGAAACUUGAUCUUAUGCAAGUCUUUUAUUGUGUGGGAAACAUGAGGGGUGUGUAGGUGUGGUACAUGUGGGUGCGUCAGUUACAAGUA
Urocitellus parryii (Arctic ground squirrel) is the source of this 2172-nucleotide messenger RNA. RefSeq names its product tripartite motif containing 55 (gene Trim55). Gene Ontology annotation, cellular component: cytoplasm. Lineage: Eukaryota; Metazoa; Chordata; Mammalia; Rodentia; Sciuridae. Gene Ontology annotation, molecular function: zinc ion binding. The record is from RefSeq and is a predicted model, not a curated record. Gene Ontology annotation, biological process: regulation of microtubule cytoskeleton organization.